Messenger RNA from Musa acuminata subsp. malaccensis (wild Malaysian banana), 1772 nucleotides. RefSeq names its product agamous-like MADS-box protein AGL62. The record is from RefSeq and is a predicted model, not a curated record. Gene Ontology annotation, biological process: positive regulation of transcription by RNA polymerase II. Gene Ontology annotation, molecular function: DNA-binding transcription factor activity, RNA polymerase II-specific; RNA polymerase II cis-regulatory region sequence-specific DNA binding; protein dimerization activity. NCBI's taxonomy places the organism in Eukaryota, Viridiplantae, Streptophyta, Magnoliopsida, Zingiberales, Musaceae.
AGUUUGCAUGGUUUUGGCCUUACUGCUCGAUCACGCUGCUUCUUUUGAGGUUGAACUCUCUCUCUCUGUGCUUUCUAAUGGUGAGGAGGAAGCCCAGCAUGGGGCGGCAGAAGAUAGAGAUCAAGAGGAUACAGAACGAGGAGGCGCGACAAGUGUGCUUCUCUAAGCGCCGUAGUGGGCUCUUCAAAAAGGCCAGCGAGCUGACCAUCCUCUGUGGCGCGGAGCUGGGGGUCGUCGUGUUCUCCCCCGCCGGCAAGGUCUUCUCCUUCGGCCACCCCACCGUCGACGCCGUCGUCGACCGCUUCUUCGCCGGCCACCCGCACCCGCAGGCGGCCGAGUCCCGCCGCGAGGCGGCCGUCUGCGAGCUCAACCGCCGGUGCAUGGAGCUGCACGACCUGGCCGAGGCCGAGAAGAAGAAGCGCAACGCCCUCGAGAAGGCCAUGAAGAAGGUGCAGGCGGCGGAGCAGCUCUACUGGGACGCCGACGUCGAGAGCCUCGACAUGGAGGAGCUGCAGGAAUUCGAGAGGCGGCUGGUGGAGCUGCGGAACAACGUGGCGAGGAGGGCCGACCAGCUCCUACAACAGUCCUUCGUUCCCAAGCAGCAGUUCCCCGAUGACGCCGUCGCCAUGCAGGGGGCUCUCGCCGUCAAGAACGAAGGCGACAUGCGUCCUUCUCCUCUUGCCGGCAUAUUCGGCUACGGCCAUGGGUUCUCUGGGUCGAUGUAGUUGAUUCAUCUUCUUGAUGCUUUACGUGGUAGACUGCGUUAUCAUGGUCAAGGAAAAAUGCAUGUGUACUAUUCCCACAUAUACUGUAUCUCCUUGUUCUAAUUGCUUUGGUCUCUAUCCAACUAUGAAAUGCAAUAGUUGUAAACACAUACAUCUACAUCGUCUAGCAAUUAUAUCGGUCAUUCUAAUGAUCAUACAACAAUAACAAUUGGUCAUAAUAUCCCAGCUAGGCUUAAUAGUUGUCUACAAUUUCUGAUGAACACGCAAUGCUCUAUGAACUAAUCACCUCAUAAUAGUAUGUGAAAUAAACUGGCUAUUUAAGCUAGAAAUGAAGAUGUUUGUAUACAGCUUCUUUGAUUAGUCAAAGAAAUAUGUGUUUUAUGGUCCAAAAAUGAAACCAGCUGAAUAAUGACAACAACAAAAAAAACAAUAAAAAUAAUUGUUAUACUCUGGAUUAGAUGCAAAAGGGAUGUCAGAAAACUGUCCUUCUAUAGUAUACUUUGAAUCUUAAGCAUGAAUUGUCCUUCGAUUGUUACAUCUGCAUAUAAAAUAAUACAGAGCUCUAAAGGAGGACAGCUAUUUGCAUGAUCGAUAUCGACAAUUGAUUGCAUACCUUGACGGGUGAUCUCUCCUUUGCUGCAACGCCUGCUGUCAUUGCAAUCGAUAUGGACAAUUGGAUACAUACCUUUAAAAGAUCACCUCGAUGCAAUAAACCUGCCAUCGCCGCCUCUCUCUUUCUCCGGUUUAUCGAAUGGACUAAGCAAAGAGCGAUAUUGGCACGGCUCAAUCGGAUCAAGCUAUAUAUAUAGCUACACAAAUCGCAGUUGAUUUGAUUGAGCCGUACCAACAUCACACUCUCACCCAGCCUCAGCCUGUGGCGAGCGCAUCGCAGCCCCUCUUCCCUUCUUUCCGAAGCGGAGAAAUCGAGAUGAGGAAGAGGGAAGUGGGAAUGGAAGGAUAGAGGAGAGGGAAGAAGACAGAGGAGGAAGGUGUGGGAGAAGAGGGUGGAAUGGUUGAGACGUCGACGUCUUUCUUGAAGAUACAAGA